Messenger RNA from Cooperia oncophora, 513 nucleotides. The record is from the annotation of a GenBank genome assembly. Lineage: Eukaryota; Metazoa; Nematoda; Chromadorea; Rhabditida; Trichostrongylidae.
AUGGUAACGCUGACCAUUAACCGUAAACCGCAGGGGAUUUUUGCUAAGCCACAGCAGGAUAAAACGAACACAGCACACAAAGGACGGAUACCACCACAAGUGAAUGACAGACAGAAGCCUGCGAAUAAAACACCGUGGCGGCAUAUGACAAAACGCCAGCGCAAAAAUCGUAAGCGUAUUAAUCGUCUUGUGGAGCUCUGGCCUGAGUUAUUCAACCGUGAAAAUCCGAAGCCAAUUAAAGUGGGGAUAGCUGACGAUCUGAUACAGGAUAUCACCCUCAGAAAACAGGUAUUUGGUACAGGUGCAUUACGUGCGGCGGUGGCGUCUUAUGUACAGUCCCCACGCUAUUACCGUGCGUUAAUGGCCGGUGGCGCCCGUUACGACCUGAAAGGGCAGCCAUGCGGGGAAGUGACACCACAGGAGCAGAAAGAGGCAGAAACCCGGCUGAUGAUACUGAAUGAGAAGCGUAAACAGCGGCAUGGUGAGUCCGGACAGAAGUUAUGUAACGAGUGA